AGCGCCACCGACUAAACAGUCGCACCCCGUCGUCGUCGUCGUAUUCGAGGCCACCCCCUGUCACUGGCGACAGGGAGCGACCGAAAGAGUAACGGACGGACAGGCGGACAGACGGACGGACAGACAGUCGGUCUUCAGUCAGUUAGUCAGUCAGUCAGUCAGUCAGUCAGUCAGUCAGUCAGCCAGUCAGUCAGUGAGUUAGUCAGUCAGUCGGUCGGUCGGUCCACUUAGCAAGUCUCGCGAGAUAUAUAAACUGCGAACGAACAGCCCCUGCGGUCCAAGUAGGAGACUCUCUACGUGCACUCUCUCAAGCGAACGAAGAAAACCGCCGCGAAGGUCGCAGAAGCCGCUGGCUGGCAUGGUGGCGGUCGUGCAUCCGUUUAAGGAGCCGCCCUCGCCGUGCCGAUGACGAGAUUGCAGAUUCCACACUACCAGCGUGUACCACGUAGGACGAAGACGAAGCUGGCCAACGAACCACCCAGCCGAGACAGUCUCAUCAAGCAUCGGUUCAACAGGCCGCAGUCACAGACAGCCGGGCCGGGCGACGGACGGGCGCGACGUAGACGUCGACGUCGCGGUGUCGACGACGACGACAACGUCCGCGGCACAGUAGUUAGUGACGACGACGAGCGCGUCGUAAUCACGGCCGUCGAUCGUGACGACGUCGGUGGUGCGGUUAGUGGUGCAGUUGUUAGUGAGCGUGUUGGUGCUGGUGUACCGUGUCGGUAUCUCGUUCCGAAAUCAUCCGAGUCAUCGUGCUCGCUGAUCGGACGACAACCACCGUCGCCAUCAUCCUUUAGUGCCAUCGGCCGUGAAACAACGGAGGAAUCGUAUUUCAACUAUGCCGCGCUGUCUCAUGGCGAAAAAGUGGAAGGCCUACCCGUGGCCCGAUCGCGUGGAAGAUCAGCAGGAGCAGCAGGAGGACGCGACGGCCGGGGCCCUUCUGCAAGAGCAAGUACCGCACGCGAUACAUCAGACCGCGAACGCCAUGGAGAAACGUCAACAUAGGCAUGAGCUUGAAGACGAGGAGAUCGACGUGGUCGGAGACGUCGAUAACCGUCAAGUUGACCACCAGCAGACUUGUUGGGGGCCGCAUAGUCCCACAGCAGGAGCCACGGCUCCUAGUCCACCGCCCCUUAACGCUUCCGGCGCUCUUUAUUAUCAUGGGUCGAUAAAGAUCAGAGGCGAUAAACCUACAGGAAUGUGCGGAAUGUUCAUUCAAGGUUACACGCACGAAGCUUGGAUCAACCACGAGGAGCCACCUAAAUACGCAACGCUUCGCUCCGCUGCGGAGCUGGCGCGUCCGGUAGCACCAUCGCCGCCGCCGCCACCGCCGCCUCCGAUCGCGCAGCAGGAACUAGCGGUUCCGGUACUGACCGGCACGGGGCUCCAUCAGACGCCGCAACAGACUGUCACAAGUCCGUCUUCGUCAUCAUCGCCUGCGUCCCUGAGCCUACCACCGCGCAAGAGCUUGUCAAUGUGUUUCACCAGUACCGGCACGGCGUUGUCCUUACCGCCGAAAAAGAAGGACAUUUACCGUCCUUACAGCUUGCAGACGAUCUCGGAAAUCCGCACGUCCGCCGAAGAAGACCUGUCGGCUGCGCAGGCUAUCUUGGACCUCAGUGCGUCGCCGGCUGCGCCCACGCACUCUGUUUUUAUUCACACUCUGUCGCCGCCGCCGCCACCGCCACCGCCACCGCCGCCACCUCCACCGCCCGCUGCUGCGUCGCCGAACGUACCUGUGGCGCAGCAACCACAGCAGCAGCAACAGCAGCAGCAACAGCAGCAGCAACAACAACAGCAGGAACAGCAGCAGCAGCAGCUUUUACAAUCGGUGUCAGCGACGACACAACCUAUUCCGGUCUCCGUACUCGUGCCGGUACCUAGCUCGCAGACCAAUCAGCUGCGCCAGCAAGAGCAGACACCACCGCAGCCGCAGUCGCCGGCAACCGCAGAGACCAACGGCGGAAAUUGCAACGUUGGUAGGGACAGCACCACAGGCAGCAGCAAAACUGUCGCCUACACCUACGAGGCCUUCUUUGUGUCAGAUGGUCGGUCGAAGCGGCGUAGUAGUAGCAACAACGGCGCCGCCGUACCCGACAAAGAGGCGGCCCAACCAGACAGGCCCAAGUUCACGUGCACCGAGUGCGGCAAGCAGUACGCCACGUCGUCGAACUUGUCGCGGCACAAGCAGACGCAUCGCAGUCUCGACUCACAGUCUGCCAAGAAAUGCAUCCACUGCGGCAAGGCGUAUGUCAGCAUGCCCGCCCUGGCGAUGCACGUGCUGACGCACAAGCUGGCUCACAGUUGCGGCGUUUGCGGCAAAAUGUUCUCGCGUCCCUGGCUGCUGCAGGGUCAUCUGCGUAGCCAUACCGGCGAGAAGCCGUAUGGGUGUGCUCAUUGUGGCAAGGCGUUUGCUGACCGUUCAAAUCUGCGGGCACACAUGCAGACGCAUUCCGCCGAUAAAAACUACGAGUGCUCGAGGUGCCACAAGACCUUUGCCCUCAAGUCCUAUCUGAACAAACAUCUGGAGUCGGCAUGUCUACGCGAUGAAGAGAUGCAACAGCCGCAGCAGCAGCCGCAACAGCAGCAUGCUGGUAAUAAUGCCACGCAGCAUCAACAGAACACCAACCGAGGCUUGUAGCAGCGCUUCGAGAAGGAGAAUAAUGAGGACACUGCGAGGAUCGAGGAAUCACGAGAAAGCUAGCGGUGUCUCAUGAUCACCGCUUGAUCGCGAAGAUAUGAAGAGCAGAGGAGAGGAGAGAUAUAAGGUUUGCCGUAGAUUUUAAGUAGAAAAGUGCCAGUAGAAAGAAAUGUGAGCGUUAGAAAUGGAGAGAGAGAGAGUGAGAGAGAGAGAGAGAGAGAGAGAGAGAGAG
Harpegnathos saltator (Jerdon's jumping ant) is the source of this 2876-nucleotide messenger RNA. RefSeq names its product scratch (gene scrt). Gene Ontology annotation, biological process: regulation of DNA-templated transcription. The record is from RefSeq and is a predicted model, not a curated record. The transcript is spliced from 5 exons. Bases 842 to 2644 code for a protein of 600 amino acids. Gene Ontology annotation, molecular function: DNA-binding transcription factor activity, RNA polymerase II-specific; RNA polymerase II cis-regulatory region sequence-specific DNA binding. NCBI's taxonomy places the organism in Eukaryota, Metazoa, Arthropoda, Insecta, Hymenoptera, Formicidae.